Molecule: messenger RNA, 5516 nt
Organism: Cydia splendana
Lineage: Eukaryota; Metazoa; Arthropoda; Insecta; Lepidoptera; Tortricidae
Gene: Erk7
Product: extracellular signal-regulated kinase 2
Exons: 8
Coding region: 305-1942 (545 amino acids)
Biological process (GO): protein phosphorylation; intracellular signal transduction
Cellular component (GO): nucleus; cytoplasm
Molecular function (GO): ATP binding; MAP kinase activity
Source: RefSeq, a predicted model, not a curated record
AUCAUGGUACAAUCGAUUUCGAUUGUGGGAAAUUAUCGAUUACACAUAAUUUACCUCAUUACUAGCGUUAGUUGACAACUGGUUGCCAUGGUAACACACAGUUGUUUGGGCGCCGUAAACAAAUGAAACUCGGCUGCCAGAAUUUCAAACCAAAAAUUCACUAUUAUUUACGUAUCUAGUAAAAACCAAGUUUUAUUGUGAAAGUGUGAGAUAAGAUGCGUAAAGUAAAUUAAGAAGCUUUAUCUUAUCAGAAACUCGCAGUACAAACGUAGCAGAAUUUACAAACUUUACAAAUUACAUCCCAAUGAACCAAACGCAAAUUAAAAAAAAAGAUGACAAGAAAAAGGAUGGCACUAUACAAAAACCGGUGCAAAAGAAGAGUCCAGAUAAAAACAUGUCUGAAAUAGACGAGCAUAUACUAAAGAGGUUUGAAAUAAAAAAAAGACUUGGCAAAGGCGCGUAUGGUAUAGUAUGGAAAGCCAUAGAUAAAAAAAGUAAGGAUGUGGUGGCAAUCAAGAAGAUUUUCGAUGCCUUUCGCAACCAGACGGAUGCCCAAAGGACUUUUAGAGAAAUUAUUUUUUUACAGUCAUUUAGGAAUCACCCCAAUAUUGUGAAACUACAUAGUAUACACAGAGCUCUAAACAACCGUGACAUUUACCUCGGCUUCGAAUACAUGGAAACGGAUCUCCACAACGUGAUAAAACGAGGCAAUAUACUCAAGGACAUACACAAACGGUACAUUAUGUACCAGAUGUUGAAGGCGACCAAGUACAUACACUCAGGGAACGUCAUACACAGGGACCAGAAACCCAGCAACGUGCUUAUUGACAGCGCUUGUAGAGUCAAACUAGCAGACUUCGGGCUGGCGCGCUCAGUAUCGAGCCUGUACUCGGGUGGCGAGAGCGCAGACCCCUGUCUGACCGACUACGUAGCUACGCGCUGGUACAGGGCGCCUGAGAUACUUAUAGCUAGCCGGAAUUACACCAAAGGCAUCGACAUGUGGUCCCUCGGCUGUAUCCUCGGGGAGAUGCUGACAGGCCACGCAUUGUUCCCGGGCACGUCCACCGUCAACCAGGUGGAGCGUAUCAUGGCGGCCCUGCCACGGCCUUCACCAGAAGAUAUCGCUUCCAUUUGCAACGGCUACGGCUCCGCCCUCAUCCGCGAGCAAGCCUCCAGCAGCAGCGGCCCCACGCUCACCAACCUACUCUCCUGCGCUCCCAAAGACGCGGCCGACAUGGUGCAGAGGCUCUUGCUGUUCAAUCCGACGAAGAGACUGAGCGCGGAGAAGGCUUUGGACCACGAAUACGUUGCCAAAUUCCAUCGCGAGCGAGACGAACCCACGCUGCCUUCGGACGUGCUCCUCCCUCUCCGAGACGACAAGCAGCUCUCUGUGGACGAUUACAGGAACAAGCUGUACAGCAUCAUGGCUAAGGGCAACGGGCAUGCCGCUGCCAAGAAACACUCAAGCAACAAGACUCAUCCGCUAUCCCCCAACACAACGAAACCAAGUAAAAGCUACCACGACACUUCAGAACUCUCCAAAUCUUACCCGACCACCAAAUCCACCCUCAAACACAGUAUAUCCGCAGACCAGAAGACCAGACCGAAGCCCAAGGAACGUCCUCUCAAAGAGCAUCGCUCCGAUCAGACUAUAUCACGACCUUUGCGUGCUACCAAGUUAUUCGAAAGUCAAAGCAACUGGAUGGAUUCCUCCAUGUGUCAUGGAGAUUAUUUCCAACCAGUGACUCGUCUAAGCCCUUCAGAAACCGGAUAUUUAAGUGGCGGUAAAAAGCCCUCCAUGGUUCAUAGGAGGAAUUCCACAUCGUUCUCAACGGUCACUAUAGGAGGUGAUAUGGACUACGGGUAUGGUAAGACGGUCAAUCAACGACAUGGAGUCAUAACUGCUAGUGCGCUGAUGGAUUUACGUACCAGCAUACGAUAAGUGACGCUUUCGAAGAGUUUGGAUAACUUUUUCCGGUAUUUACAUGGUUAUGUAAAUGUUAAUUGAUUUUGUAAACGUAGGAGAAUUUUGAAAUCUUGUUCUGAUAUUUAAUGGCAUAUGGCCUGAAGUGUAACAUUCAACUUUAUAGGUAAUAACUAAUAAAAAAUCUUCGCAUGUCGUUGACGUUGAAGUGAAUGUUAUUUUGGUUACUCUUUUGAUUUAUAUUAUGGAAUUUCUGGAUAAUUAACGCACAGUUGUUCCUGUCUAUACUCUGUAUCUUUAGGUAUUUAAAUAAAAGUAAACAAAUAAUUUGUACGUUUUCGGGUAGUUAUAACAUUCAUUGGUUAACCAACCAAAUACAAAACCACCUGGAUCUGUCACUGAACGACCUGACUUUAACCUACAUUAUUUAAUUUUGAUAAUGUUUUCAUGUACCCUCAAUUGGCUUCAGGAGCCAUUUGAGGGUAGAUUUUGUUUACUUUUAUUUAAAUACCUGAAUAUACAGACUAUAAGAAGUCAUAUUUAUGAUUUUGUAGGUAGAAAGGUACCUAUCAUUGUUCAACUACUAUGCUAUGGGUCAAAACCUAAGUCCUUCCAAAGUAGUACUAGGUACACAUAAUGUUCCUAUGAAAUCUCAUUUAUACAUCGAAUAUUUAUGUAAUUAAUUUUAUUACUUGUUGCAUGAAUUAUUGUUUUAAUUUAAUUUAUUGAAGUUAUGUACCGAAUAUUCUUUCAGAUGUGAUAAUUUCUAGUCAUAAUUUCGAUAUUAAAACUAGAUCUAUGAAAGCACAAAAUCAACUUAUAAUAAUUUGUCCAUAACAUUAUUGCAAUCUAGUUUAAAACACCUUAGAUAUGUAUAAAUAGGACUCAAUGUGCAUCGUACGUAACGUUUAAUAUUUGUAAUUUUUCAUGGCAAAAUAUGCAUACAUUUGGAAUAAAAGGAAAUACUGGCGGUUUUCUACAGAACGGGACGUCUAGGCAUAGGAAUACCAUUUAUACCUCUAUUAUUCUAAAUUGUAUUGAUAAAGAAUGGCUUUCACACCAUUUUUAUGUAAAAGCCUGGGGGCCGAUUUUUUAAAUUCGACCGCUCGAUUUAUUGUAUUUCGUUCAAUAAUAUCUCCACUACUAGGCAUUUAAAUUCUACUAAUAGAAUUGAAAACGAGUGUUCAAUACCACUAGAUUCCCAAUUUCUAUCGCUCGUAUUUCAAAAAUUAGCAUUUCGCCGUUUCCCACAGAUUUUUGAGUGACGAAAUCGAACGAUCGAAAUUCAAAAAUCGGCCCCCUGACCAGGAAAAUAUGAUCACGCGCCAUUUUGGCGAAUUUCACUGGAACUAUUUUUUUAAUACUAAACUGAACUGUCACCCUGUACAAUGAGAAUAACAGCGCCCUCUUGACAAUGAUCAGGCUUUUAUUAUCAGACACAUAUAUAUAUAUAUAUAUAUAUAUAUAUAUAUAUAUAUAUAUAUAUAUAUAUAUAUAUACACCGUGUUUUUUUUGAUUUCCGUUAAUUUCAAGGAUGCAUACCUGAGCUUAAAUCAAGUAACUUUCCCAAAGACACCGAUAUUCUAAUUAACUCCAUUUCGAAGAUAAUAAAUAUUUUAUUUUUUUCCUAUAAGGCCUCUACAAGCUUGUACACUUGCCUUAAGGCCGGUUUACAUAUUGAUUAGUGUUUAGAAUGAGUUCAUACAUUUGCUACUAAACUUAAGUAAAAUCUCGGUCGAUCGAUGUUCGAAUUGACAUUGAUAUGUCACAGAUUUCAAUUGUUUGGUUUAGUUAAAUGUAAUGCCCGUGUUACAACAACGCUAUAUGCUACAUUUAAUUACUUUUUAAUAUUAAUUUUUCUGAAAAAAAAAGCAAAAAAAUAUUUUUUUUUUUCAAAAUUAAAUAUGCCAUUUAGUUUUCUUAAACGUACUUAACCAUACCCCGAAGUUAACGGAAUUCAAUAAAAACACGGUGUAUAUAUAUAUAUCCAACCCAAUACUAAAAAUUACAUUUUAAGUUAUUCGUGAUUUUUAGGGAAGCGCUAAAUACCAUACCUACUGCCAAGAGUACCUAUAUUCAUGUAGGCUAAAAAAUAGCUAAAUUCUUUAGUAAUAAAUUAUAUGUAUACUUAACUAUCUAUAUUUUGACAAAUGGUGUGUAAACACAAAAGUAAAUCUAAUUAAGGUCAAUGUGGCUAAUUCCGUCAUAGGCACUAUUCCGUCCACGAGCGUAUAUUUCUUUUAUUUUCAAUCGUACGAAAAAAACCCAUUUGCUUUUGAUUGUUGAAACUAAAAGCAAUCGCUGCUUUUCGACGAAAUUAUCAAUGUUCGUCGGUCGAGAAAAACGCUAGAAGACGGAAUAGACCCUAUGACGGAAUUAGCCACAUUGACCUUAGGUAUAAUACUUUGUUGAACCGCCAGUUUUCUUUUACACACAUGCUCAAUUUAAAUUGUCACGUGAUUAUAUCAAGCGGGUCCGCACAGAAAGAGCAGUUUCGGAAGGAAAUUGCCGUGCGAGGCAACUUAGUUUCUGAAGACUUGCUUCACCCGAGGCGGACGCUCGGCCACGAUGCCUCGCGAGGCAGCUCCUUCUGUUUAGGCCUGUGCAAUAAGCAUUGAUAUACACAAACGCUCAAUCUACAACUUAACGUAAAAUUUAAAAUAUUGGAGGUAUCUUUGUAUUUUAAUGUAACCUUAAUUGAAUUGUCUCUCGAGCAAAGCCGAUAAGUCGAGAUAUUUUUUUCACUCCACCUUAUAAAAGAAAGUCCCCCGCCGCGUCUGUCUGUUUGUGUGUUUGUAUGUUCGCGAUAAACUCAAAAACUACUGAACGGAUUUUCAUGCGGUUUUCACCUAUCAAUAGAGUGAUUUUUGAGGAAGGUUUAGGUGUAUAAAUUGUUAACCCGUGCGAAGACGGGGCAGGUCGCUGGUACAGUAUAAUUCCAAUUUGAAAAAACCCAUUUGUUCAACCUACAGGGUUUGACCGCUCAUUCCCCGAUAUGACAAACUGAAUCCCACGCGGACAGAUCCGUAGGCACAGCUGUUAGAUUUUGAUGAUAUUACCUCUGCCUCUGUCUCUUGAGAGCCUCUAUUCUAAACUAAACUCCAUUAAUUGUAGUUUGUUUAGCUAGAAUUGUAUCUAGGCCAUUGAAAACCGCCUAGGGGUUGGUCUGUGCCCCUGGCGCUUUGGGCGUCUCUUAUAAGGAGCGUGCAUAAACUAUGAUAGGGGGCAGCACAGGAGCCGUCAGGUUUUUGGCGCGACGCGUAAAUGUGAAGUUUAAGCUUCUGGUGUAGCCCACAAGGUGGCAGAACCACAAGAAAACGCACGAGAACGGUAGAUGGUAGUACUAGCUUUGGCAAUGUACUCACAUGUUUAUGUUUCCGAUUCAGGCCACAAGAUGGCAGACCCUCCAACGCGGACGGUCCCUAUAGGAAAAUUCUAUUGAUGAAGUUUCAUUUCGUAAGACUCCAAAAAUAUCUUGCUAACAUUGAGUAAGUUGUGGAGGCUUUCAAUUAAGUAACUUGUAACUUAUUUGUAACUUUGCGAUGACGAUUUUGUAUGUAUUUACAUGUAUGAUAAAAUAAAUGAUCGAACU